Molecule: messenger RNA, 3972 nt
Organism: Oryza brachyantha (malo sina)
Lineage: Eukaryota; Viridiplantae; Streptophyta; Magnoliopsida; Poales; Poaceae
Product: receptor-like protein kinase
Exons: 3
Coding region: 258-3593 (1111 amino acids)
Biological process (GO): protein phosphorylation
Molecular function (GO): ATP binding; receptor serine/threonine kinase binding; protein kinase activity
Source: RefSeq, a predicted model, not a curated record
CACAGUUGCACAUCUGAACUAUCUGAUCCUGUCGAGAGGAAAGUGAGAGAGCACUACUGUACUAGUGCGUGCUUUCGCGACUCCGCGAGUGAGGUAACAGUACUUCCAUUUGCCUUCGCUGCAUCCUCGUCUUCCAUCCCUCCCGUGUGCUGCAGCGCUGCUCCGUCUCUUUCCGCCAUGGACGGGCAGCUUCGCCACUAGAAGAACAGUGGCUCGCCUUCUUCUUCUCCCCCAGGAGCUUCGUCUGCGGGCACAAAAUGAGUCUGGUUAUGUGGCACUGGUUUUUCUUCUUCUUCACUUUUGUUUCAUCAUCAUGGAGUUUGACAUCAGAUGGUCUAGCCCUUCUUGCUCUGUCUAGGGAUCUCAUAUUACCUCCUUCCAUAAGUUCCAGUUGGACAGCUUCUGAUGCAACUCCUUGUAAAUGGACUGGUGUUUCCUGCGACAAAAAGAAUGAUGUGAUUUCUCUUGACCUGUCAUCUUUUGGAGUUUCUGGUUCUCUAGGGCUCCAAAUUGGAUUUAUGAAGAACCUACAAGUACUUAGCUUGUCAAAUAACAGCAUAUCUGGUUCAAUCCCUCAUGAUUUGAGCAACUGCAGCAUGCUUAAUCAAUUGGAUUUGUCCAUUAACAAUUUUUCUGGUGAGAUACCAGCAUCCCUUGGCAACAUUAAAAAACUGCAUUCACUUUCUUUGUACAGUAAUUCCCUCACUGGCGAAAUACCAGAGGGGCUGUUCAAGAAUCAUUUUCUGGAGGAACUUUACCUCCAUUUUAAUAAUCUCAGUGGUUCUAUUCCCUCAGCAAUUGGAGAAAUGACUAAUAUUAGAUACCUAUGGUUGCAUAGCAAUAAAUUAUCUGGAGUUCUACCAGAUUCACUUGGCAACUGCACCAAGUUGGAGGAGCUCUAUCUACUAGAUAAUCAAUUCAGUGGGAGUUUUCCAAAAACCUUGAGCCAUAUCAAAGGACUGAAGGUAUUUGAUGUCACCUCAAAUACUUUCACAGGUGAGAUAACAUUCAGUUUUGAGGACUGCAAGCUGGAGAUAUUCAUAUUGUCAUUUAAUCAGAUCAGCGGCGAAAUUCCAUCAUGGCUAGAGCAUUGUAGCAGCUUGACACAGCUUGCACUUGUCAACAAUAAUAUCUCAGGCGAGAUUCCAGCAUCUCUUGGCUUAUUGAGAAACCUCUCUAAACUUUUACUUUCUCAGAACUCACUGUCUGGGCCAAUUCCUCCUGAGAUAGGUAACUGCCAGUUGCUGGUGUGGCUGGAGUUGGAUGCAAACGAGCUCAAUGGCACUGUUCCUAAAGAGCUAGCAAAUCUGAGCAACUUAGAGAAACUCUUUCUGUUCCAAAAUCACCUAACUGGGGAGUUCCCUGAGGAUAUUUGGGCAAUCAAGAGCCUGGAAAGUAUCCUUCUCUAUGAAAACGGUUUUACUGGGAGGCUACCUCCAGUGUUAGCUGACCUGAAGUUCCUGCAGAACAUUACACUGUUCAAUAAUUUCUUCUCUGGAAUCAUACCACCGGAUUUGGGUGUUAAUAGUCGUUUAACCCAAAUUGAUUUCACAAACAAUAGUUUUACUGGUGGAAUACCAUCUAACAUUUGUGCAGGCAAAAGAUUGAGAGUCCUGGACUUGGGCUUUAAUCUUCUAAAUGGUAGCAUCCCAUCCAAUGUUGUGGACUGCCCAGGUUUGCAACGAAUCAUUCUGCAAAACAAUAAUUUAAGUGGGCCCAUUGCACAAUUUAGAAACUGUGCAAAUCUUAGUUAUAUAGAUCUGAGUCAUAAUUCCUUAAGUGGAAACAUUCCAGAAAGCUUGGGUAGAUGUGUAAAUAUUACGAUGAUAAACUGGUCAGGAAACAAGCUUUUUGGUCCAAUACCAGCUGAAAUUGGAGACUUGGUGAAUUUGAGAGUGCUAAACCUCUCACAUAACAGCCUACAAGGUGUGCUUCCAGUGCAAAUUUCUAAUUGUUCCAGGCUGUACAUGCUUGACUUGAGUUUCAACUCUUUGAAUGGUUCGGUACUCACAACAGUAAGCAACCUUAAAUUUCUGUCACAACUACGGUUGCAAGAGAAUAAAUUCAGUGGGGGCAUACCUGAUUCCCUCUCACAGUUGGAUAUGCUUAUUGAGCUGCAACUUGGUGGCAACAUUCUUGGGGGUUGUAUCCCUUCGUCGUUAGGAAGGUUGAUAAAACUGGGCAUUGCCUUGAAUAUCAGUAGUAAUGGACUUGUUGGUGAUGUUCCACCACUAUUGGGGAAUUUGAUGGAGCUGCAAAGUUUAGAUUUGUCUCUUAAUGACCUCACUGGAGGACUUGACAUGUUAGGAAACUUACAAGUAUUACAUGUAUUAAAUGUUUCCUACAAUAGAUUCAGUGGUCCGGUCCCAGCAAAUCUUCUGAAGUUUCUGGUUUCCUCACCAAGCUCCUUUAAUGGCAAUCCAGACCUCUGUAUCUCUUGCCAUACCGAAGAUUCUUCUUGCAAGGUUUCUAAUGUUUUGAAACCUUGUGGAGUGACCAAAGGAGGACACAAACAAUUCAAGAUUGCUGUUAUAGUUAUUGGUUCUUUGUUUGUUGGAGCAGUUGUUGUACUUAUACUGAGCUGCAUUCUUUUAAAGUUUCAUCACCCAAAGGCGAAAAGUGAAGAAGCAGUCAGUACUUUGUUUGAAGGCUCUUCUUCUAAAUUAAAUGAGGUUAUAGAGGCUACUGAAAACUUUGAUGACAAGUAUAUCAUCGGUACUGGUGCUCAUGGAACUGUUUACAAGGCAACACUAAGGUCAGGAGAAGUAUAUGCUGUGAAGAAGCUUGCAAUAUCUGCACAGAGAGGUUCGUAUAAAAGCAUGAUCAGAGAAUUGAAGACAUUAAGUAAAAUUAGGCACCGGAACUUGAUAAAACUGAAAGAAUUUUGGUUAAGAAGUGAGUAUGGGUUCAUGCUUUAUGUUUAUAUGGAGCAAGGUAGCCUUGGUGAUGUUCUGCAUGGGAUCCAACCUCCUCCAAGUUUGGACUGGAGUGUGCGCUACAACAUAGCUCUUGAUACUGCCCAUGGCCUAGCAUAUCUACACGAUGACUGUCGCCCUGCAAUCAUUCACCGAGAUAUUAAGCCUGGAAACAUACUUUUGGACAAGGACAUGGUUCCACAUAUAUCAGAUUUUGGCAUUGCAAAGCUCAUGGACCAAUCUUCUGUUGCUACAGAGACCACUGGAGUUAUUGGCACCACUGGCUAUAUGGCCCCAGAGUUGGCAUUUUCCACCAGGAGUAGCGUCGAGUCUGACGUAUACAGCUUCGGCGUUGUGCUACUUGAGCUGCUAACAAGAAAACAGGCCGUGGAUCCUUCGUUCCCCGACAACAUGGACAUCGUCAGCUGGGUGACUUCCACGCUCAAUGGCACCGACCAAAUUGAACUCGUCUGCGACCCAUCUCUGAUGGAGGAAGUCUACGGCACCGUCGAAAUAGAGGAGGUUAGGAAGGUACUGUCUUUGGCUCUUAGAUGCACAGCGAAGGAGGCGAGCCGAAGGCCGGCAAUGGCCGAUGUUGUGAAGGAGCUGACCGAUGUCAAGCGCUCUGUUGGGAAGUUGUCGAAGCCGGAGAAGACGGCCUCCCCCAGCUCACACUGACGGUAGAAUUCUUGGUGUAGCCAAAGUCUGCUACCGAGCUAUUUCUGGUGCAGUUUUAGCUGUGUGAAUGAAGUGUAGAGUGUUGUAACCCCGGUAAUCUGGUGCACUAGGAUGGUUGAUUAGUUUUAGCAAAUAUUCAGUUUUGAUUGGGGCAGUUUAGUUUAUUCCUAACCAUUUUUGUGGAGUGUAAUGACUUGUAUGUAUGUGUAACUGAAUGUAGCCUUGGAAUCAUGUAGUAGCUUACAAGAUCUGAAAGGUUUUCUCUGCCUCUACACUGAAAGGAGGUGCUCAUUGUUAGGGUUGAUCACGCAUCUACCCCUUGCUAACUUUACCAAUCAAUCUAGAUAAGUACAGAGGGAGUACUUACUGUAUUAUUUGU